ACGGUUUUAUUUUGAAGGCUGUAGCCGGAAGUGUUUUGAACGUGUAUUUAAACUUCACGCUGUGUUGACACGGUUUGAGUGGAAACAGCAGGAACCAGAGGACAGAGAGAUGUGGUGGUUGCUGUGGGUGCUUGUGGCCUUGCUGGCUCUCUUCUGCAGUCUGGAUGUGUGGUACUUCCUGCAGGCAGCUGUUGUGAUUCUCCGGGCCUGGUUUCAGCCUCCAAUCAGGGAUAUCACAGCAGAGCAGACCCUCACAGGCCGGGUCACUCCCAACGACAUUGACAUGUGCCACAUGAACAACGCUCGCUACCUCCGGGAGUGUGACUUCGCCCGCUUCUCCCUCUACAUGCGUAACGGUGUGUUCAAGGCGUUGCGAGCGCUCAAAGCAACCAUGCUCGUGGGGGCCACCACCAUCCGUUACCGCAGGGCUCUGUUUUUAGGCGAGGCGUACGAGCUGCGAAGCCGCAUCGUCACCUGGGAUGACAAAGCGUUUUUUCUGGAGCAGAGAUUUGUGUCCACAAAAGACGGGCUGGUGUGUGCCGUCAUGUACUGCAAGCAGAGUAUCAUACGCAGUAGCCCAGACAAGAUCAUGCAGCACCUGUGUAAGAGGAAGGUGGAGUGCCCGGAGUUUCCAGAGGACCUUCAGCACUGGGUCAACUUCAUCUCUGCCAGCAGCCAGGCCCUCAGAGCCGAGAGUGGACUGGAUGACAAGAACAAAUAAAGGGAUUACACCCAUACACUCAGGGUCUUAAAAGCCCUCUGAGAGAGACAUUUGUCCUCUGUUUACAGUCACAGGAUUUAAACACACUCGUGCCUUCUGAAAAUGAGCUUCACUUUGACUCCAUCACAUGCCUUUGUCAACACUGGAAGAGCUAUCACUGCAUUUUUUUUUGGGUGAGGCUGAUAAAAGAUUACUUACUUAGUAAUGUGAAUGAUUAAUGAUUGUAUAAAGUGUAUCUUCUUGCACUGUGACAGCAAUAAAACAAAUUUUAUUA
Larimichthys crocea (large yellow croaker) is the source of this 995-nucleotide messenger RNA. RefSeq names its product protein THEM6-like. The transcript is spliced from 3 exons. Lineage: Eukaryota; Metazoa; Chordata; Actinopteri; Sciaenidae. The record is from RefSeq and is a predicted model, not a curated record. The coding region runs from base 110 to 721 and encodes 203 amino acids.